Camelus dromedarius (Arabian camel) is the source of this 6074-nucleotide messenger RNA. RefSeq names its product ATP binding cassette subfamily G member 4 (gene ABCG4). NCBI's taxonomy places the organism in Eukaryota, Metazoa, Chordata, Mammalia, Artiodactyla, Camelidae. Gene Ontology annotation, molecular function: ATP binding; ATP hydrolysis activity; ABC-type sterol transporter activity. The record is from RefSeq and is a predicted model, not a curated record. Gene Ontology annotation, cellular component: membrane. The transcript has 15 exons. Gene Ontology annotation, biological process: cholesterol efflux; cholesterol homeostasis; transmembrane transport. The coding region runs from base 2618 to 4558 and encodes 646 amino acids.
AAUGUCCCAGUCAUGCAUAUGCAUACAUAUAUUCAGUUUCAUAUUCUUUUUCAUUAAAGGUUAUUACAAGAUAGUGAAUAUAGUUCCCUGUGCUAUACAGAAGAAAUUUGUUUUUUUAAUCUAUUUUUAUAUACAGUGGCUAACAUUUGCAAAUCUCAAACUCCCAAAUUUAUUCCUUCCCAUCCCCUUUCCCCUGAUCUGGUCUGCUCCUGAGAAAAAAAUUAUCUAUUGCUAAGCACUUGGACACUUGACUCAUAAGAACCUUUUGAGACAGAUAUGUGGGGUUUUUUCAUCCCCAUUACAUGGAUGAGGCUUGGAGAGGUGGAGAAAUUUGUACAGAACUAGGAAGAGCAUCAAGGUUAGAAUGCAAAUCUUCCCACUCCAAAUUCAGGACAUGGGAGAUUUGUUCACAAAAUGGGGAUAGGGUGUCCUGUGUCCCAGAGAGUCGGGAGGCCUGUUGCAGGGAAGAGAGAGGCCUUUAGUGAGUACAUGGCGGGCAUUCUAACCCAGACAUUCUAAUGGAGAGUUCAUCUAGGGCAGUGGCUCUCAACUUUACCUACUCAGUGGAUCAGUUGGGGAGAUUUAAAAAAUACUAAUGCCUUAGAGAUCAGAAUGAACUGGUUUGGAAUGUCAUCUAAACAACUUUUGAAAGUCCCCAAGUGAUGCUGACUCUCAGCCAAGGCUGAGGACUACUGCUCUGGGGCAUGGAGUGUGAAUCCCACAGUGGGAAACUGAUAGAAGAUUUGAAAUGUUGGUCUCUGAAGUUGGGGAAGGCUGUCCUUGAGGAAUGGGGACAGGGUGUUCCUAAGGAAGGGAAGGAAAUUUUCCCGAGAAUUGCAAAGUUGUAUGCCAGGGAAUGGAGGAGAGUGUCAUUAUGCUAUCCAAGGAAGUUAUCUUGAGAGAAUGAAGAGCCUGUCUAGGAGCCUGACUAGAGGGAGACAGUCCAUUUGGGAAUAGGGUUCCAUGAGGCCUCAGAGCAGAGGAGGUAAAAGCAAGGACUUUAGGGGUCAAGUCCUAUUCGGCUACCAACCAGAUGUGUCCUCUUGGGCACAUUGCUCAGCCUCCCUAUGCCUCAGUUUUUUCAUCUCUAACGGGAGGUUGUAAUACCUGCCUCAUAGGGAUAUUGUCAGAAUUAAAUGAGAUAAUACAACUGUUGAGGAUGGGGAGUCUGUAGGUAGGAGCACUGGGGGUUAAGUUGGAGAAUGGAAGGUUCUGAGGAACGGUGGUGACUGCUGAUGUGGGGCAUGGGGUAGGGGAAAGGCAGAGAGGGCUGGAUCCAAAAUCUGUAAAAGUCACAGCGUGGGGCCUGGAGAUACCCUGCAGGGGCCGCCAGCCUCCAGGCUACAGAGACACGGGCGGAGGUGGGGGGACCAGCGGAGGAGAGGUUUGACUGCUAGUAACCUCUCAAGUGCUGCAGUAAGGAGAAGCCUCAGCCGUGGCAGCAGCGCCAGCAGCCUCCCCUCCCCUCCGUCACUGCUGUGUGACAGGUGGGAACUUAAAAGUUCAGGUCACGUGUCUCAGCUGGUUAACCUACUUACCUCUUGAAGACUGGGGCCGGGGCAGGCAGGGGCCAAGAGGAAUUGCCUGAAAAAGGAGCAGAGCAGGGGAAAGCCCCAAGAGUGCUCUGGGGACCUACGUUUGAAGGCUUGUGGGGUGAGGGAGAGAAUGCACACAUGUGUGAAAAGAUACCAAAGUCAGUACCUGGGAGCCCCGCACAUGCCCUGGCACACAUGUGCCUCCAGCAUCAGGCAUUGCUUGUCUUAAAGGGCCGAAUUUACCCGAGAAAAUAUUUCUACAGUUGGAGCAGGUUGAGCUCUGGGUACCAGUUUAACUUUGGAGCUGCCUGCAAGCUCUCCCAAAGCUGCCUCCCUUUUUAACUAGUCUCCUUACCCUUAGAGAGGGAAAGGAGAGACAUGGGGUGGGGGUGUGGAGAGGGAGGAGGAUGUCUCAAGACUCUUGCUUUCAGAGUCUUUUUAUGUAUUUUGGGGAUGCUCCAGGGGAAACCUGAAGUCAAGGGCCAGAACUGAGGGAAAUUGCUGGAGGGAGAAGUGCAGACAGGCUGACAGCUCCACAAUCCUUCUAGAGUGAUAAAAUUCUGCACCCCAAUCCCCCUCCCCCACCACCUUUGUCUAGUCUCUAAUCCAGGGACCCAUCUCCGCUGAGUGACUUCAGUUCUCCUCUCCUCUCGUUUCCUUGGAACGGCUCCAAGUCGGCCGUUCGCUACCAAUCUCCAGUCCUAGGUCCACAACUGCACCCGCUCUGGCCGCCGCCUCGCAGGCGCGGCUCUCUUGCCAUCCUCGCCCACCGCGAGCUGCGGGGCGGUGCGGGCCCUUUAAGAAUAGCGGGACCGGCGAGCAGCAGCCUGGAGAAGAGCACAGCCGCCCAGAGGGUUCCGAAGAACACAGCGCCGAGGACCGGGCUCAGGGAACCGAAUGUGCGGGGUCAAGUUGAGUCCGCGCGAGCCCCAAUCGCCCCUCCCCAAUCUUGUCAUCUCUAUUCUGACCUGAGGCCCGGGCCCUCCCCUGUCUCCCGCCCCACCCCGGCCCCGCCCCGGCCCAGCCGCCGGGACCGGGAGCCGGGACGCCGGUGCCGCAGCCGAAGGCAGGCCGGCGGCGUGAUGGCGGAGAAGGCGCUGGAGGCCGUGGGCUGUGGACUAGGACCUGGGGCUGUGGCCAUGGCCGUGGCCCUGGAGGACGGGGCGGAGCCCCCUAUGCUGACCACGCACCUGAAGAAGGUGGAGAACCACAUCACCGAAGCCCAGCGCUUCUCCCACCUACCCAAGCGCUCAGCCGUGGACAUCGAGUUCGUGGAGCUGUCCUAUUCCGUGAGGGAGGGGCCCUGCUGGCGCAAACGGGGUUAUAAGACCCUCCUUAAGUGCCUAUCAGGUAAAUUCUGCCGCCGGGAGCUGAUUGGCAUCAUGGGCCCCUCAGGGGCUGGCAAGUCCACAUUCAUGAACAUCUUGGCAGGAUACAGGGAAUCUGGAAUGAAGGGGCAGAUCCUGGUCAACGGGAGGCCACGGGAACUGAGGACCUUCCGCAAGAUGUCCUGUUACAUCAUGCAGGACGACAUGCUGCUGCCACACCUCACGGUGCUGGAAGCCAUGAUGGUCUCUGCUAACCUGAAGCUGAGUGAGAAGCAGGAGGUGAAGAAGGAGCUGGUGACGGAGAUCCUGACAGCACUGGGCCUGAUGUCCUGCUCCCACACGAGGACAGCCCUGCUCUCCGGCGGGCAGAGGAAGCGCCUGGCCAUCGCUCUGGAGCUGGUCAACAACCCACCUGUCAUGUUCUUUGACGAGCCAACCAGUGGUCUGGACAGUGCCUCCUGUUUCCAAGUGGUGUCCCUCAUGAAGUCCCUGGCCCAGGGGGGCCGUACCAUCAUCUGCACCAUCCACCAGCCCAGUGCCAAGCUCUUUGAGAUGUUUGACAAACUCUACAUCCUGAGCCAGGGUCAGUGCAUCUUCAAGGGCGUGGUCACCAACCUGAUCCCCUAUCUGAAGGGGCUCGGCUUGCACUGCCCCACCUACCACAACCCAGCUGACUUUAUCAUCGAGGUGGCCUCUGGUGAGUAUGGAGACCUGAACCCCAUGCUGUUCCGGGCUGUGCAGAAUGGGCUCUGUGCCAUGGCAGAGAAGAAGAGCAGCCCCGAGAAGAAUGAGAUCCCCGCCCCCUGUCCCCCUUGCCCUCCGGAAGUGGAUCCCAUUGAAAGCCACACCUUUGCCACCAGCACCCUCACACAGUUUUGCAUCCUCUUCAAGAGGACCUUCUUGUCCAUCCUCAGGGACACGGUCCUGACCCACCUGCGGUUCAUGUCCCACGUGGCGAUCGGUGUGCUCAUUGGUCUCCUCUACCUGCACAUCGGGGACGAUGCCAGCAAGGUCUUCAACAACACUGGCUGCCUCUUCUUCUCUAUGCUGUUCCUCAUGUUUGCUGCCCUGAUGCCAACUGUGCUUACCUUCCCUUUAGAGAUGGCGGUCUUCAUGAGGGAGCAUCUCAACUACUGGUACAGCCUCAAAGCGUAUUACCUGGCCAAGACCAUGGCCGACGUGCCCUUUCAGGUGGUGUGCCCCGUGGUGUACUGCAGCAUCGUGUACUGGAUGACAGGCCAGCCAGCUGAGACCAGCCGCUUCCUGCUCUUCUCGGCCCUGGCCACUGCCACGGCCUUGGUGGCCCAGUCUUUGGGGCUGUUGAUUGGAGCCGCCUCCAACUCCCUACAGGUGGCCACUUUUGUGGGCCCAGUUACUGCCAUCCCUGUCCUCUUGUUCUCCGGUUUCUUUGUCAGCUUCAAGACCAUCCCCACUUACCUGCAAUGGAGCUCGUACCUCUCUUAUGUCAGGUAUGGCUUUGAGGGUGUGAUUCUGACCAUCUAUGGCAUGGAGCGAGGAGACCUGACCUGCUUGGAGGAACGCUGCCCUUUCCGGGAGCCACAGAGCAUCCUCCGAGCACUGGAUGUGGAGGACUCCAAGCUGUACGUGGACUUCCUGGUCUUGGGCAUCUUCUUCCUGGCCCUACGGCUGCUGGCCUACCUUGUGCUCCGUUACCGGGUCAAGUCAGAGAGAUAGAGCUUUGCCCUGGCCUGCGCCCCAGCCCCCGCAGCAGGAAGCCCCCAGCCCCAGGCCUCUGGGACUGUUUUAACCUUGUAGACUUGGGCACUGGUUGCUGGUGCAGCCGCCCUCCCUUCUCUCAGAUCCUCCACAGGCUGGCUGUCAGACUGCGCCCCAAGCCUUGGCCCUGGGGGUGGGGGCGCCAGGGCCUCCCUUCCAUGCCCUGGAGUUUUCUCAAGUUGAUGCGGUUUGUAGCUUCCUCCCUACUCUCUCCAACGUCUGCAUGCGGAGACCACUAGGAGGCCGCCACCAUCCUUCCUGCCCUCGGCACCCUCCUCUGUUGUCUGCCUGGGAGCCCCAGGCUCUCCAGGCCCCCUCUUACAACUGACCAAAGUGGUCCCCUCUGGGGGUCCCCACCACACAAGUAUUUGUAAACUGGGCUGUUAUAAGGUUGAGGUUCCAGGGCUGGGCCCUGGCAGGGUCCCCUGGAUGUCCCAUUUGGACAUUGGAACAGAGCAGGGAAGGGCUCUGGAAGUUUCUUCCUCCUCACCUCUCCCUGCCCCCAGACCUGGGCUGAUUUGGACAAUCUGUUGGGACAGAAGCUGGGUUUUCUGUCUGGGUCAUCCCUCCCAAUCCUGGGGAUUGGAGAGGCCUGGCGCCAUGGGCUGUCCCUGUCACCUCCCUGUCACCUCUGGUGGGGGCCGGGCCUGUGGCAUCUCUGCAAUAAUGUCUGUGUGUCUCUCUCACCUGCCUCUGAAACUGGAGAUCGCACUUUAUCCUGGGGGGUGAGUAGGAGAAGACCCGAGCCUCCUUUCUCGCUGCUCACCAGUCCUGCAAUGCUCCGUCCCCUCUCCAGAGUUCCAGGCAUAUACAUGCGAACAGGCAAUCUUGGCCCUACACACACUCGCUGUCCCCCUGUGGCUCAGAGGAAGAGUGAUGGUGGUGUGUGGUGGUGGGUGCUGCGGGAGGGCAGGGCCAGCCCCCUCCUGGGGAUCCUGCUUUGACUCUAAGGAUGAGGCUGGUGCUGCCUGGGGCAUCUCUAGGAUCUGCAGGUGUCUAUCCCCCAGUCUUCCCUCCCUCCCAAGCUCAGGGUGGCACGGGGCACCAGCUCCCUGGAGUUCAGGACCCAACACAAGCACAAGCAUGAGCAUUAGUUGGACUUGGCCACUGCCACCCUAUGGCUCUUCUUUUGUGCGUCAAGCUGGCAUUCUCACUCUCCCACCCCUUCCACGGCCACUCGCUGCUCAUUCAAACUCUUGUCCUUGUCUCUCCACCUGCUUCCUUUCAGCCAAGGUGGUCCCUGGGCAUCAGAGCAGCAUGCCCUGGGCACGAGGGAGAGAGACACACUUAGAACAUGUCUAGCUUUCCUGGGAUGGUCCAGGCUCAUUCUUCUUCUGAUUUCCCCUUCCCCCAGGGCUCUUUUCCCUCCUUAUUCCUGUACACAUACCUUCCCCACCCUGCCACGGAUUCUCCCCAUCACACAAAGAUGCCAGUUGUAUGUGUGGGAUUUCACCCAUUAUUAAUAAAACCUAUA